UGCGACCAGUGCGGAGUGGCACGACUCUCUCCACUGCUGGAUGAGUGCCGCGCCGAUCGUGGUGGCUCGGGGUGGUGGUGGCGGCGCGACCAUACUUCACCGCGCUGGUCAAUGCGGGUCGAUGUGAACGAGGGGAGAAGAGACGUGGGAGCGUACACAAUACGUUUAUAGGACAAACAUUGUCAAUAGUGGAACUUCUCCCCCGCUCGUGAAAUGGAGACCAAAGUGGAGACCAACGUGGAGACCAGUGUGGACACCAACCUGGAGACCAACGUGGACACCAACGUGGAGACCAAGGCGGAGGAGACCAGGGAUGAGACUCGGGGAGGAGAGACUGGAGGUCGCGGAGACUAUGAAGAGGAGCGACGAGGUGAUGGGGAUGGAGAAGCUGCUGGUGGCAAAGUUCAUGAAGAUGCCAAACGAGACCGUGAUGAGGAGGAGAAUGAUGACGAUGAUGACGAGGAGGAUGAGGAGGAGGACGAUGACGAGGAGGACGAGGAGAAAAUGAGCCACACGCAGUUCCUCGAUGUCUUCCAGGAGGGCAUGGCCAGGAUCCUCCAGGACCCCCUGCUGUGCGACCUCCCCGUGGGGGUGACGCUGGAGGAGAUUCGGUCCCAGAUCGCCCUGGAGCACGGCCGCGCCAUGACGGUGCGGGUCGUGCGCGGAGACGGCGAUAUCCUGCCGGUCGUCGUGCAGCAGGAUGCGUCGGUGCUCGACCUGAAAAAGGCGCUGCGGCGCCACAUGCAGCUGAAGAUGGAGCGCGAGUCUCGAACGCGCCUUGUCAGCUGGAGGUACGUGUGGAGGACCUACCACCUGGUGUUUGAGGGGCACCAGCUGCUCGAUGAUUCCAAGCUGCUCAAGGACUACGGCAUCCGGAACCGCGACGAGGUGACCUUCGGCAAGACGCUGCGCAAACGGUAGCCGACCAUCGCCGACCCAAGUCGCCGGGUCUGACACCGCGGCAUCUUGGUGUUGACGUUUGUCGCCGCUGCGAUGUCUCUGGAGGAGACCGGGAACUCAAAGGGAAAGGGGAACUGGUGACCCUGGGAGGAGAUCGGAUACCGAUAACCUUUAUUUCAUACCAUCUGAGAACCUAUUUGAGAACGAGAUAUUUGUUUCAGGGGAGGUCAAGGAACCUGGGAGGAAUCCGUAGGCCCUGAGAUGAGCUCAUGGAGAUCAGGGCUGUAUUAUUGAGCAGAUGGGGACCCAGGGCAGAGUACACGGUUGAGACCAGCAGUCCGGGAAAAUCUGGGAGAUCAGGGAUACCCAGGAGAAGGCUGAGACCGAGAGAGAGAAUAUCGAGGCCCUAGAGGAAAAAGGCCCCUUACCCAAUAUUUCAAUUUGUCGGCGAACACGCGUCUAACCAGGCCACCCACAGGUGGAAUGGUUUAUUUUUACAGUUGUGUUAUUGUUCACGUCGGAUUUUAUGUUUAAGUUCUGGUUGUUGCGACUACGGCAUUUUAAGAUGGUAAUUGCGAUGGCGUUUUCUGCUGGCGUGAAGUAAAGAAAUAAAAUUUCCCCCCGCUUCCCUGAGA
Petromyzon marinus (sea lamprey) is the source of this 1535-nucleotide messenger RNA. It is a transcript of the gene SNRNP25, whose product is annotated as small nuclear ribonucleoprotein U11/U12 subunit 25. The record is from RefSeq and is a predicted model, not a curated record. NCBI's taxonomy places the organism in Eukaryota, Metazoa, Chordata, Hyperoartia, Petromyzontiformes, Petromyzontidae. Gene Ontology annotation, biological process: mRNA splicing, via spliceosome. Gene Ontology annotation, cellular component: U12-type spliceosomal complex.